AUGGUUAGGGACCGGCGCGUCAUUGCGCUCUGCGCGUUCGCCGCGCUCCUGGCAGCGAUUCUGGCAGCAGUGCAGCUCCAGGACCGCGGCAUCGCGCCGUCGCGGCGGCACGGCCGCGCGCCCCUGCGCUCGAAGACCAUGCGUGCGUCGCGAUACGGCGACUACGAGAUGGGGUUCGGCGACGAGGAGGACAUCCUGGACUUUGAACGCAAGCCGCCCUCCCAGCAGCGCAGCUCCCGCCUAGGGGGCAAGCAGGGGAGCGGGAGCGCUGGGCCGCGGCUGUCCGAGCGGCUGUCGCAGCUCGCGCACUCGGCGCAGCACGAGAUCGGGGAGCUCUCGCACGGCAUCAGCGAGUCGGUGAAGCACCUCGGCGAGUCGGUGUACUCCAUGGACCGACCCACGGUCCGCGCCGACGCUGUGCGCUUGAAGCACGCCCCCAGGGCGUGGGUUGCGGGGUUCGGUUUGGGCCCGGGGGAGUGGUUGCGGGACGUUCUGGACUACGGCACGCUGCCCACGCUCUCGCGGCUCCUCCCGGGCGGCCCCGCCAAGUCCACGCACGUCGAGGUGGUGGUGCGCAGCGAGGCGAAGCGGGCGGCGGCGGCGGGGCAGAAGCAGGGCGAGGACGCAGGGCGGAAGUUCCUGGACGUCGUCGAGCGUCGGCUGCACCUCGUUGACGUGGCGCUCGGGAUCGAGCAGGACGCGCACCUCCAGAGCGGCACGACGAGCCCCGUCAUGCAACCGUCGGUCAAGGCGAUCGUGCACAAGGAGCGCGAGCGCGUGGAGCAGGCCGAGCUGGCGGCGGACGACGCGGUGGGCGUGAUCGUGGACUCGGUGGUGGCGACGCUGCGGAGCGGCGGCGAGGCGACGGAGGCGGACAUUCCGGACCGGAUGCUGCCCGUCGGGAUCCCCGCGGACAUUCUCCCGGAGCUGGACAAGAAGGCGGGGGGGGGUCAGGGCGGCGGGGUGGGGGUCUUUGGCAAGGCGUCGGGGCUGCUGGAGCCGAGGGGGAAGCCCGAGGCGGGCGCGGUGGGCGUCGGGAACCCGAAGGCGGGGUCGCCGCGCGGGGAGGCGGACUUUUGGGGAGGGGCCUAUGGGGAGGACUUGGAGGGCGAGGACGCGGGGCUCGACCUCGACGACGGCGGGUUCGACGACGAGUGGUAG
Molecule: messenger RNA, 1161 nt
Organism: Pedinophyceae sp. YPF-701
Lineage: Eukaryota; Viridiplantae; Chlorophyta; Pedinophyceae
Source: the annotation of a GenBank genome assembly